Ostreococcus lucimarinus CCE9901 is the source of this 1761-nucleotide messenger RNA. RefSeq lists its product with no specific name. The transcript has a single exon. The record is from RefSeq and is a predicted model, not a curated record. Lineage: Eukaryota; Viridiplantae; Chlorophyta; Mamiellophyceae; Mamiellales; Bathycoccaceae. The coding region runs from base 273 to 1382 and encodes 369 amino acids.
CUCGCUUCGCAAACGAGGCGAGUGGCUGAUCUAGUAGGUGAAUUUUGUAGCAAUAUCACUCCAGGCGUUGAAAACAUUUUGAAGUGUAAAGUACACUUGUAUAUGCGCGCACUUUCAAGUACCGAUACGCAACGAGCCGUGACUGGUUUAUUCGACGUAUUAUUAGAUUUUUCUUCAAGGACGCGAUAACUGAUGAGCUUCAUAUCAGUUUGACUUAACAUAGAACAGCUCGACAUACAGCGAACGUCACUCACCGGAACGACGCUUGGGUCAUGCAGAGUCUGCAAGUUUCAGUGCGUGCGAAACAUACGCUUCUCCUUUCGCUCUUUAUUAUUCCUACGCUGCUCCGACGUGGUGUCAACUACAGCGUGUCAGCGAGCCCCGAACAAGAGGUCGUUUUCACGCCUCGCCACACCAACAUCAGCGAAAUCACCUUAAACGGCGUCGAAGACACGCAUACCCUCGUCAAAGACAAGGCGGACGUAAAAACUGAAGUGUACGGUUACGUAAAUCUCCCUAUCGUGCUGAAGAGGGAAGACACGUUUGAGUGGUUACCAGUGAACGGAGGCGAAUUGAAAAUUCAACAAAUUCUGCGCAAUCUAUUGGCUUCGACGCCAGUCGAAUACAAAUCUAAUGCGAUUUCUAGUGUGUCCCGUGGUAGAGGUGCAACAAUAAACAUCGGAGCGCAUGAAUGCUUUUUCUGCGUGAUUUUCAUGCUCAGCGGGUACCGAGUGUACGCCGUAGAACCUCUGCCUCUCUGUGUUUCUGGCAUUCAGGAAACGUUUUCCUUGUACCCACGGCAGUUCGUCAGACGGGUUUCGUUGUAUAACAACUACGUCAGCGAUGUGCCGAUCGCGAUCGACACCCCGAUCAACACUUGCUCUGGCACGUUUCACACACACGCCGAAGGCGUCGGCGCUGGACACAAAAUCGUGUCGUCAAUCGCGCUCGAUGACAUCCCUUUGAAUGAUGACGACGUUGAAAUAUUGGCCAUAGAUACGGAAGGUAAUGAACUGAGCGUCUUGUCGUCCGGCAUGCGCAUCUUCAGAACGAAAACGGUGAAAAAUGUGUUUUUUGAGUACACCGCGGUGUGGUAUCGCGAGCGCACGAGCUUUAGUCUUCACAGAGCGAUUGAGUUAAUGGAGGAAAUCAUCCGACUUCAAGGGUACAAAUGUUAUUUACUCUUAGAUUUCGUUGAAUCGAUUUCAGAUACAGAAGAACUGGACAUCGGCGCGAGAUUGGAACGAGAUUGGAACGCCAAAACAACCGACAACCAAACCGACAUUUACUGUACUCGCUGCAAGCAUUGGUUAAAGGUGAAUCCACUUCACGACGCGUCUGCAAAAGCACAAGUCACAGAAUUGUGCAGCACGUAUUCCUGACGUUCCCACAAGAAGAUUACGAUUUACUUAGGGUGAUCGACACAGAAUUGGAAAUCGCGUCGAGCGCCAAACGGUCGCACAGCCAUCCUCCAGUCGUUGUCAAAGGGCUACACGAAAUAGCUUUUGGUACGCCUUCGCAUUUGCGUGCGAGCAGAACUCGUGCGAUGAACGCCGACAGCGCGUGAAUCCGCGCAUCAUAAGACAGAGUGUGACGAUUCAUCGAGGCGUACCACUCCGCGUCGUUCUUUCCACUCACAGCGCGACGUUGCACCGAUUCGAAUGUCUGUCCUGCACGUCUACUGCGACGCGAACAUUGGUGUGGCCUAGUGGAGAUGAAAAGCUUAGGUUCAAGUCGCCUCAACGCAAAGCUGCCUCUUUU